AUGACAACUGCUGCAGUGAGUUCGGCGGUCGGACUGGGUGGCGUGGCAGUUGGACCUUUAAAUUCUGCCGAUGCCAAUACCAACAUAACUAAACCAUUGGAUUGCCCUGUACCAAAGGAAAUCCAUGACUUAGCGAACAACAUCAAGGAACAGAUCAAGGCACAUCGACGUUUUGCCGACGAGUUAUCUUCAAACAAUAUGAAGCAACUAACUAGCAUUGAACAGUAUACCAAGUUGAUAUCGAAAGGAAUUGUGGACGGGUUUCGUUCUGUUCAGAAGUCCAUUGGUGACGCGAAGGCGCUCAAGUCUUCUUCUAGGCAGGUGAUCGAGAACAGCACAAAGUUAUAA
This is a messenger RNA of Soboliphyme baturini, 348 nucleotides long. The record is from the annotation of a GenBank genome assembly. NCBI's taxonomy places the organism in Eukaryota, Metazoa, Nematoda, Enoplea, Dioctophymatida, Soboliphymatidae.